Molecule: messenger RNA, 429 nt
Organism: Priapulus caudatus
Lineage: Eukaryota; Metazoa; Priapulida; Priapulimorpha; Priapulimorphida; Priapulidae
Product: rho crystallin-like
Exons: 5
Coding region: 1-429 (142 amino acids)
Molecular function (GO): oxidoreductase activity
Source: RefSeq, a predicted model, not a curated record
AUGUUGAGUCUCUAUAAUCAAAGGUGGAGUACGUGCCACAUCUACCAGCAGCAGAAGAAACUGCGGAGCUUCGUGGCAGAUCGUGGUAUUGCCAUGGUUUCCUAUGGCUGCCUGGGAUCACCAGGACGAAAGAACAAUCCUGACAUUGGGCUUCCGAACAUGUUAGAGAACCUAGUUGUGAAGUCUAUUGCAGAAAGACACUGCGUAUUUCCUUCCCAGGUGUGCCUGCUAUUUCUAAUCCAAAGUGGAAUUGCUGUGAUACCAAAAAGUGCCACCCCCGCCCGCAUCAAGUCCAACCUGGAUAUAUUUGACUUUUCACUCAGUGAUGCGGAGAUGGACUCCAUUUCGGAACUGCAUUCAGGAAAACGGCUGUUUACAUACCAUCGAGUGAAGCAUGAUGGCAACUACCUCUUCAGCGAAGAGUUAUGA